GUAGUAUUUGGCGCGUCUCUGACCGAUUACGUCACAGCUCGUCAUUUCAGUCAGCAUCGAGUCUUCUGAGGAGAGUCGAGCAGUUCACGAUCAGCCCCUUCAACUAAUCUGCAGUUGAGUCUACAAAGCCCCACCCACUUCAGUUCACUGUCAGUGAAGAUCCCCUCCCAUAUCUGUUACAUCUUCAGUGAAGCUCCUCCCACAGCAGUUCUUCAUUAAAUUCAGGAAUAUUCCCAUCAGACGAGCAUCAGAGCAUCAGGAAGAGCUGAAAUCUGCAGCGACUGAGAGGACAGGACAGUGAGAACAUGAGUGAUCCAGAAGAUACUGAAGAACAAAGAGACCUGAUGGAAGAGAGCGAGGAGAGUGAAGAACUGAGUGAAGUAGAGGAGGAACAUCAUGACAAACCUGGAGAAAAACCCUUGAGUCGCUCAAAGACUAAAAAGACAUUUAUAAAGAAAAGAAGAGCCAAGAAAUCUACAACCUGCACUCAGUGUGGAAAGAGUUUAUCAACAAAGCAAAGUCUUGAGUAUCACAUGAGAAUCCACACCGGAGAGAAGCCGUUUACAUGUGAUCAAUGUGGGAAGAGCUUCACACACAAACAAACCCUUAAAGGACACAUGAGGAUCCACACCGGAGAGAAGCCGUUCAUAUGUGAUCAGUGUGAGAAGAGUUUCUCAAAUAAACAACAUCUUAGGGUUCACAUGAAAGUUCAUACUGGAGAGAAGCCGUACAUAUGUGAUCAGUGUGAGAAGAGUUUCAUGAGGAAAGAUGGUCUUGAGAGUCACAUGAGGAUCCACAGUGGAGAGAAGCCGCACACGUGUGAUCAAUGUGGAAAGAGUUUCAAACACAAACACACCCUUAGAGAACACAUGAGGAUCCACACUGGAGCAACGCUUCUGUACGCUUGUGAUCAGUGUGGGAAGAGUUUCACACACAAAAAAUCCCUUAAUGUUCAUGUGAAUAUCCACAAAGGAGUGAGACCAUUCACAUGUGAUCAGUGUGGAAAAACAUUUAACGGGGAUCUAGCUCUGAAGAAACACCUAAGUAUUCAUACGAAGGAGAAGCCACAUUCAUGUUCUUUGUGUGGAAAGAGAUUUUCACUGCUGGAAUAUUUACAUAAACAUCAGAAAACACACACUGGUGUAAGAGAGUACAUGUGCUUUGAGUGUGAGAAGAUUUUUUCUACAGCAAACAAUUUAAAACUCCACCAGAGAAUUCACACUGGAGAAAAACCUUACAAGUGUUCACAUUGUGACAAUAGAUUCAGUUGUUUAACAAAUCUGAAAGGACAUGAAAGGAUCCACACUGGAGAAAAGCCAUAUAAGUGUUCACACUGUGAAAAGAGAUUCAGUCGGUCAUCAUCUCUGAAAAUGCAUGAGAUGAUCCACACUGGAGAAAAACCUUACAAGUGUUCACACUGUGACAAGAGAUUCAAUCAGUCAGCAUCUCUGAAAGCACAUGAGAGGAUCCACACUGGAGAGAAACCUUACAAGUGUUCACACUGUGACAAGAGAUUCAGUGAAUUGGGACAUCUGAAAACACAUGAGAGGAUCCACACUGGAGAAAAACCUUACAAGUGUUCACACUGUGACAAAAGAUACAGUGUGUCAACAGAAGUAAAAAUACAUGAGAGGAUCCACACUGGAGAAAAACCUUACAGGUGUUCACACUGUGACAAGAGAUUCACUCAGUUAGCAAAUCUGAAAACACAUGAGAGGAUCCACACUGGAGAAAGACCUUACAAGUGUUCACACUGUGACAAGAGAUUUACUCAGUUAGAACAUUUGAAAGCACAUGAGAGGAUUUGAAGAAAAACCUCACAAGUGUUCAAACUGUGACAAGAGAUUUAGUCGGUCACAACAUCUGAAAAGACAUGAGAGGAUUCACACUGGAGAAAAGCCGCACACAUGUGAUCAGUGUAGGAAGAGUUUCUCUAUUAAAAGUCACCUGAAGAAACACAUGAAGAUCCAUACAGUGGAGAAACUGGAUCUCCUUGAUCCUCGCCGGACAAGAUCUGAUGGACGAAAACAAGAAAAGAAAAACAGAAGACAAAAGUGUAAAAAACGCUUCACAUGUAAAUCAAGGCUGAAGAUUCACAUGAGAGUUCACACUGGGAAGAAACGAAUCAGUGAAAUCACAUCUGCCUUCUUGUUCUGAAGAAACGCCAUUUAACUGUGAUCAGUGCGGUGAACAUUGAGCAUCAGUCCUGAAGAAACACCUGAAGAUUCACACAAAGGAGAAGAUUUAUUCGUAAUAAUAUAGCAGAAAUUACACAGCACUAUGUGUUGAAACCUUAGAAACACAUGAAAGGAUUCUCACUGGAGAGAAACACAUCAGCGUUUGAUCAAUGAUCUAGUCUACAGUCUCGAUCACAGUAACUAGAUCAUCUCUAGAUCCAGCAGCGACACCAAACGUUACAAGUCUUGAAUUUCACUUUGAGUCGACAACGAACUAGAUGUAGUUUCAAAGGGUGUAUGUUUUCAGCCCAGUCUGUCCUGUAAAUGUUUUUGUACACCCUCAUGUUUUCCUGACAUAACCUUGGAAAUACUGCUUCAUUUUCCAAUAAAUCAUUAAAAAGUUUUAUUUUAAAGUAUUAGACUAUUAUGAAA
Messenger RNA from Cyprinus carpio (common carp), 2609 nucleotides. Its product is annotated as zinc finger protein 271-like. The transcript is spliced from 4 exons. Bases 306 to 1808 code for a protein of 500 amino acids. NCBI's taxonomy places the organism in Eukaryota, Metazoa, Chordata, Actinopteri, Cypriniformes, Cyprinidae. The record is from RefSeq and is a predicted model, not a curated record.